Messenger RNA from Schizosaccharomyces cryophilus OY26, 2926 nucleotides. RefSeq names its product atypical/ABC1/ABC1-A protein kinase Abc1. Gene Ontology annotation, cellular component: extrinsic component of mitochondrial inner membrane. NCBI's taxonomy places the organism in Eukaryota, Fungi, Ascomycota, Schizosaccharomycetes, Schizosaccharomycetales, Schizosaccharomycetaceae. The transcript has a single exon. Gene Ontology annotation, molecular function: kinase activity. Gene Ontology annotation, biological process: ubiquinone biosynthetic process. The record is from RefSeq and is a predicted model, not a curated record. Bases 221 to 2077 code for a protein of 618 amino acids.
GAGGGAUUGAAACCAACGUAUAGCGUGUGAGUUUCAUGCUUGUUCCACCAUCUUUCUAGUACUCUAAGAUAUUGAUUGCCCCAUCAGGAUAAAGCAAUGCUUAUUGAAAUCGUUUAGAUUAUAAAAAGGAUAAAAGAAUACUUCUACAGUUUUUUAUCGAAAUAGAGCCAGCCCUUGACUAAUUGUAUGAAUUAAAAAGUAUCUACUUUAUUUAAGGGAGAUGAGUAAUUCGGGUUUGUGGGAAUUCAUUACCCUAAGUUCAGCCAUCAAAAAUGUUGCGAACGUAUAUUGGAAAAGCGGAAGAUCGGUUUAUCACCAAAAGCCCUUUGUAAAUGCUUCAAGGCUAAAGAGACAGGCACCUUUACAUUCAACUCCGUCUAUAAAAAAUGUUGAAGAUGAAAGAAAGGAGGUCGCUUCUCAUGAAAAAGAAAUGAAGAAUGCUACUGAAGGUUUACAAUCAGCGUCGGUGAAUCUCUCAGAAAAGCUGACUACUGACGAAGCGAUGAAAGGGAAGUCUACCUUAAGUCAGGAUGAAAAUAAGGGAAUGAAGAGUGCAUCCGUGGUUUCCGACGGGGUUGUUAGCAACAGUAAACCUCAUAUCAAUUCUAAAGUUACUCUUGACUCUGAUACAUACCCUACAACUAAACAAAGUCAACCCGAUAAACUGCACGAGCAUAAAUUAGAGAAGGAUAUUUUGAAAGAAAAAGACGAUAGCCAGAAGGAGUUGAAACCGGAAACAUUUCAAAAGCCUCCUAACAUCCCGCUUACGUCUUCAAAAGUUCCCUCUUCACAAUGGAGUAGACUCUGGCAUUACGGAGGUCUUGCAACAUCACUCUCUGUUGGCGCUGUAGGAGAAAAACUAAAACGAGUAUGGGGAUCCAGUAAAGACGAGGGUGAUGUUUUACUCAAUCAAAGGAACAUCGAAGUAUUGGUUAACAAGUUAAGUCAAAUGAGAGGUGCGGCUCUAAAACUCGGACAAAUGCUUUCGUUUCAAGACAGCAAAAUGUUUCCUGGGCAUAUCGCACACAUUUUAGAGCGAGUGCGUGACAGUGCUCAUGCGAUGCCUGACAAGCAACUUGAAAAGGUGAUGACCCAAAAUUUGGGUAAAGAAUGGAAAAAACUAUUUUCUGAGUUUGACAAAAGUCCUAUGGCAGCAGCUUCUAUAGGACAAGUUCACCGAGGCAGAUUGUCCUCCAACGGAACGUUAGUAGCAAUCAAAGUCCAGUACCCUGGUGUCAAAAACUCCAUUGACUCUGAUUUAAAUAAUUUAUCUAUAUUGUUGAGGGCGUCUCGCUUAUUGCCUAAAGGCUUGUUUCUGGAGAACAGCAUCGCAGCUGCUAGAAAGGAGUUAGCUUUGGAGUGUGACUAUACGCGCGAGGCAGACUUUGUGGAAAGAUUUGGAGCGCUACUGAAUCACGACAGCCGUUUAAAGAUUCCCAAAGUUUUCAGAGAAGCAUCUGGUCCCUCCGUGUUGACGUUGGAGUAUCUACACGGUGUAGCUUUAGGAAAAAUGGUGUAUACGCAAGAGCUUCGAAACAAAAUAGGAACCAUUUUAACAGAAUUAUGUUUCAAAGAAAUUGCUGAAUUUCAUUGUAUGCAAACAGAUCCUAAUUGGUCGAACUUUCUGUAUAAUACAGACACAGGCCAGUUGGAACUUUUGGAUUUUGGAGCCUCUAUUGAAUAUAGCCAAGAAUUUAUAACUAAAUAUUGUCGGCUUUUGCUUGCUGGUGCUAGACGGGAUAAAGACACUUGUCGAAAACUGUCUGAGGAACUAGGGUAUUUGAGUAGACACGAAUCAAGAGCAAUGGUAAAUGCGCACGUGGAAUCCAUUUUUACUCUUGCUGAACCUUUUGCAUUCGAUGCCCCAGAUGUGUAUAAUUUUGGGCAGCAAACGAUUACAGAACGCGUAAAGAAGCAAAUUCCACUUAUGCUGCAAUUGCGGCUUCGACCGCCUCCUGAGGAGACGUAUUCUCUUCACCGAAGAUUGAGUGGGCACUUUUUAUUAUGCUCCAAACUGGGUGCACAAAUACGGUGCAAAGAAGUAUUUCAAAAAAUAUUGAAGCCCUUCAACAACUGAACUAUUGCUUUAGAACGAUCUAUACAACACAAUUCAUGAAUUCAGUUACAAGAAAACGAUGUGGAUGACAAUGCUUAUGAAUACGAUCCAUGUUUAGUUUAUGAAAGAUUCUUUGAAAAUCCAAACCCUAUCAAUAUUAUUUAAACCCAAAAACUAGUUGCAGUAUAUGAAUAUAACACUUAAAAAGAUGGAGGUGCACCAAGAAUCGUGCCAUUGCCCGUUGGUUGAUCGACGCUCAUAAAGUUAUCUUGCUGUUGCUCUUCAGAAUUUCCAAACAGCUUAUUCUUGUUCUUCUUUUCUUUGUUGCCGCUCACAGCUUCGAUUUCUAUCAAAUGUUAGAUACACUGUCUUUGUAAUUUUCUAAUAUUUACCCAUCAUAGCAUCGUCUAAAUGGAUGCCUUGUUCAGCUAGACGCUUUAAAGACUAAGAAGUCAAUUGUUAGUAACCCGUUUUGAAUAAAUCAAGUUCAAUUAAAUUAUUGAGCAAACAACUCGUCUUUUGCGAGAAAAAGCCAGCAUCUACUUGGUAGGAGAACCACGUACAUAUUUGCCAUUUCUUAAAUGUUUCUUGAUAGUUUUUUUGCUAGGAACGCGGCCAUGGAUAAUGGAGUCUGGGUUUCUUUUUGCAGACUUUUUCCUGUCGUUUCUGUAAGGCAUUGGUAACGAAUGAAGGGGAAAUUCAAUGGAUGUUGUUGGUUUAAUUUGUCUUUUCACUUGACAAUUUGUUUCCCUUUUUCUUCGCUUGAGUGUGUUAUUGGAAAUUGUGAAUCGAAACGCAAUUAUGAUGCUAACUCACUAAAAUGUAAAUAAAAACAAACCGCCAAAGAAAAGUAAAUAUAUACUCUGAUAU